AUGAAUGCUAACAACAAUGAGAACGUCGAAAGUAAUUCCGAAGAUAAUCUUCUUGAUAUCAUAAAUAGCAGUCCAUUUGAUAAGCCUAACAAGAAAGCAUCUAUAGAAUGCGUCUCAGGUCAGUUAGAUAUCACCUUGAAGGCUUUAAAGCACGAAAUGCAUGAACUUAUUCAGAAGCACAAGAAACGAACAGUUAAACAAAAUCUCAACACCGACCAAAGGAACACACUCUCCGAACAUGUUAAACUUAAAGAUGAUAAGAUGAUAAGAUUCUCAGCUAGUGAUAAAGGCGGUGAAUUUUUUGUUACCAGUAAUGAUCUCGAUAAGCGACUUACAGAGUUACACCUUGCCAACCCAUCUCUGUAUGAGCACCUCAAGAAAGACCAGACUAAGAAGGCGGAAGAAGAAAUUAACGAGGUUUGGAAAUACAUUUACCUGAAAAACAAGAUUGAUCAAAAGUCAGCUGAACGUCUUGUUUCGACACAUAGUGUAUGUCCAGUUAUCUACCUGCUUACAAAGACCCACAAAUUUAAAUCGGUAUCGUUGAGAGAUCUUGACGCUGAAGAUAUCAAGGUUCGUCCUAUCAUUUUGGGAUGUGAAUGCCUUGCUGAUAAAAUCUCGUAGUUGAUUCACAAGAUUUGUGUUCCACUCCUGAAGUAGGUGAAAGCCCAUUUAACCAACACCGGUGAUCUACUGGCAAAGCUUCGAAGCCUAAAGCAAGAUGAUUUGAAAAAUAAAAUCCUUUUCAGCCUUGAUGUGGUUUCUUUAUACCCGAGCGUAGACAACAUGGUAGCUGUGGAUACCCUUCGCGAUUACCUGUAUACCAACACAGAAGAGACCUACAGUUGUAUGGCAUUCCUAUUCCAGAUAUUGUGCUACUGAUCAAGAUUGUGCUAAGCAUAAGUUGUUUUUCCUGUAGUGGUACAUACUUCAAGCAACUACGAGGAUUGGAAAUGGGGAAUCGGUUGGCACCUAUACUGGCCAUCCUUUACAUGGACAGAAUAGAAAAUCAAGCUAUAGAUGCAGAUACGAGUCUCUCCACCAAACCCUACAACCGGUAUAUCGACGAUUGCAUUACAACAGCACAGGAUAACAACGAAGGGAGAUCGAUACAGGGAAUCCUGAAUGCACAAGACCCUUCAAUUAAAUUUGAGAUCGAGUUGCCGGACGAAGAGGGCUACCUACUAUUUCUCAACACCAAAGACCGAGUAAAUCCCGAUGGCACUUUGGACACGGCAUGGUACACGAAACAAGCAAACAAAGGAAUAAUGAUUCAUGCAUCAUCUCACCAUCCGAAAUCAAUGAAGGUUGGAGCUAUUCAACACACACUUAAAACGAUUACGCUGAUUUCUUCUGAUAAUAAUCUUAAAGCAACAGCUGAGAGCGAAUUCAAAAUUCGCACCAUCCGAAAGGGCUAUGCAGCAGAAACCAUCACAACUGGCAACCUAAGGACACGCAAAACAAAGAAAUCAUCAAAUACACCAAAUCCAGACGCUUGCUUGGUAAUCCUGUUUAUUUCGGAAGAAUUUACCGCCGACGUCAGGAAGAACUAUCAAGAAAAAAAGUAUAAACAUCAGAGUGAUACAGCGCCCGGGAAAGUCCCUUAG
This is a messenger RNA of Paramuricea clavata, 1607 nucleotides long. Lineage: Eukaryota; Metazoa; Cnidaria; Anthozoa; Malacalcyonacea; Plexauridae. The record is from the annotation of a GenBank genome assembly.